Molecule: messenger RNA, 1245 nt
Organism: Microsporum canis CBS 113480
Lineage: Eukaryota; Fungi; Ascomycota; Eurotiomycetes; Onygenales; Arthrodermataceae
Product: isochorismatase hydrolase
Exons: 2
Coding region: 1-1245 (414 amino acids)
Source: RefSeq, a predicted model, not a curated record
AUGCUUGCUCGCAAUGGUGCUAACUUCUGGAAAGAAGGGCAGUCCGCUUCACCCGGCCAUGCGGCGAGCAUGGCGGACCCCACGGACUUGAACCUCGAUGCGCCUAGCGAUCUACAGGAUAUCCCCGACCUGUCGCCCGUCGAUGACCUCGUGCCGCCCCCAGAGGGCACAUAUCCUGAUAAAGCGUCGUUGAUAGCGUCAGUCCAUGCUCACGCAAAGGCACACGGGUACAAUGUCGUCGUCAAGUCGUCGAGCACGCCCACCGAAAAGAAACCAGGGCGAACCGCGAAGGUCUGGUUGAGAUGUGAUCGCGGAGGCCAGUAUAGGCCCCGCAAUGGGCUGACGGAGGAGACGCGGAAGCGGAAGCGGACGUCUAGGCUGAUGGAUUGUCCUUUCAUGCUCGUGGCGGCGGGGAAUCCUGGUAUCUGGACGCUCACCGUCCUGAACCCGUCACACAACCAUGGAGCUAUCGUGGAUAAGCCGCGCCAGACACCUCACCACCGAGUCAAGAAGGGCCAGGUUACAGCCGUACCAUACGAUUGGCCUCAUGACGCCACAUUCACCCCCUUCACCACCGCUCUGGUAAUCAUCGACAUGCAGCGAGAUGUAUGCUUGCAAGAAGGAUACAUGUCAUAUCAGGGCUACGAUGUCACGCCGGCAAUGGCUCUAAUCCCUAAGAUCAGACGGCUGCUGGACGCCUUCCGAGCCGCUGGGUUUCCAGUCUACCACACCCGCGAGGGCCACAGAUCAGACCUCUCUACCCUAUCAACUCGAGAGAACUUUCGCUCCCAUAACAACCCCACAGCCUCGGGCGUUGGGUCCACCGGCCCUCUAGGCCGUUUCCUCAUCCGUGGCGAACCAGGCCAUGAUAUCGUUCCAGACCUCUAUCCGAUCGAGGGAGAACCGAUUAUCGAUAAACCUGGGCGUGGAGCGUUUGCACACACGGAUUUCGAACUCCUGCUACGGAAUAAAGGUAUUAAAAACCUUGUUGUUGUCGGCAUGACCACAGACGGCGCUGUUGCGAGCACCCUCCGUGAAGGCUGUGACAAGGGGUUCGACUGUCUGCUACUGGAAGACGGCGCCGUAGCACUCGACCCCACUCUCCAUCUGAGUGCCUGUAAUAGCGUAAAGAUGGAAGGUGGGCUGCUGGGCGCCACUUCACGCAUCGACGAUAUUGUGCACGCUGUGGAUAAUUUCAAGAGUCUCCUGGUGAAGAAGAUGGCACCGCAGAUGAUGGUUUCUUAA